Messenger RNA from Dendrobium catenatum, 3177 nucleotides. Its product is annotated as phosphatidylinositol-3-phosphatase myotubularin-1. Lineage: Eukaryota; Viridiplantae; Streptophyta; Magnoliopsida; Asparagales; Orchidaceae. The transcript has 19 exons. Gene Ontology annotation, biological process: dephosphorylation. The coding region runs from base 266 to 2731 and encodes 821 amino acids. Gene Ontology annotation, molecular function: phosphatase activity. The record is from RefSeq and is a predicted model, not a curated record.
CCACAUCUUCACGCUAUCAACUUGAAAUCGAGAAAGGUUCGCCGUUCCGGCUGCGCGACGGAGCCAAAUUGCCCUCUUCUUCCCCUGCCCCUACUCAGAGAGAAUCCAAAUAUUUAAUCGUUGUCUCGAAUUGAAGGAGUGGGGGAUUUUCCUACCCACAAUCAGAAAGUUUCGAACUUUCCCCUAAGACGAUUCGUUCAGCGGUCGAUCAAUUGAUUGAAGCGACGCGGUGGCCAACCUGGGUGGUCGCAUUGAGGGCUCAGCAAUGGAAGGUGCAAGUAGCUGGAAUGCCCUUGAGUGGACCAAAACAGAGUCCGUGUCAAGGUCAGCGACUCAUGGGAUGGCUGAGUUCUUGCUGGAAGCCGAGGAGGUCAUUGUACAGGGUCAUGGUGUUGUUCUAGUCAACACAGAUACGGCAGGCACAUUGUCAGUAACAAACUUUCGCCUUCUUUUUCUGAGUGAGGCUUCUCGUGAUAUAAUUGAACUUGGCACCAUAGCAUUGACAACUAUCGAGAAGUUUAGUAAGCAAAUAGUGAAGCCUUCUUCAGUUCCUCGUCAAUUAGAUCGAACACAAUCACAAAGGCUCCUUCAAGUUUUUGGUAAGGAUCUGAGGAUCAUUGUCUUUGGUUUUCGACCCAGAACGAAGCAGCGACGAGCUGUUUUUGAAGCUUUGUCAAGAUACACCAGGCCAGCACGAUUAUGGGAUAUGUACGCUUUAACUUGUGGUCCUUCCAAAUUCAGCAACAUAAAUCCAAAGUUGCGGUUAAUUAAAGAAUACCUUCGGCUUCUAGGCAAAGAUUCUUUGUCUAUAUCAAGCAAGAAAAUUGAUGAAGGGUCAAUCAUUGUCUCGAACGACUGGUGGAGAAUUUCAACAAUAAAUUCUGGAUAUUCACUGUGUUCAACUUAUCCUUCUUCCCUGAUUGUCCCAAGAAGUAUCAGUGAUGAAGAAUUACAGCAGGCUGCUUCAUUCCGUGGGAGGGGACGUUUACCUGUAAUUUCAUGGUGUCAUGCUGGAACUGGCGCGGUGCUUGCACGGUCAUCCCAGCCGUUGGUUGGUCUUAUGAUGAAUAUGAGAAGCAACAUGGAUGAGAAACUUGUUGCUGCACUUUGCACUCAAACUGUCGAUGGAAAGGGAGCACGAAGGAAGCUUUAUAUUGCUGAUGCAAGGCCUAGAAAAAAUGCUUUGGCGAAUGGUGCAAUGGGAGGUGGGUCAGAGUCAUCUUCUAAUUAUUUUCAAUCUGAGGUUGUCUUUUUUGGGAUUGAUAACAUACAUGCUAUGAGAGAGAGUCUUGCUCGGCUAAGAGACUAUUUGGACACUCAUGGAUCAACUUCAUCUGAUGGAAUGUCAUCUUUUCUGAGACAUGGAGGAUGGAGCUGGGGUGGAGGCAAUUUAAGCAGUAUGUCAGCUUCUGUUUCAACUCUUGGUGAUACUGCUUGGUUGAAUCAUGUUCAGAGUGUCCUUGCGGGUGCUGCUUGGAUUGCUGCUCGCGUGGCAUUGGAAUCGGCCUCUGUUCUUGUACAUUGCAGUGAUGGAUGGGAUAGAACAACUCAAUUGGUAUCACUUGCAAGCCUGUUACUUGAUCCAUACUACAGGACUUUCAAAGGAUUUCAGGCUCUUGUUGAAAAAGAUUGGCUUGCUUUUGGCCAUCCAUUUUCUGACCGACUUGGAAUUCCAACAUCAUCUGGGAGUAGCAUCUCAAAUUUGGAAUUAUCCAGACAAUCUUCUGCAGGAAGCCUUCCAAGGACAUCCUCAGUUGGAAGCUCAUCACAUUCACAGGUCGCAAACAAUUGCUCUCCGAUAUUCUUACAGUGGGUUGAUUGUGUUUCACAAUUACUAAGAGUGUACCCAAGUGCUUUUGAAUUCUCAUCGGCUUUCCUGGUUGAUUUUCUGGAUUGUGUGCUCUCUUGUCGCUUUGGAAACUUUUUAUGCAACAGUGAGAAAGAGAGGCAGCAAUCCGGUAUUGCCGAUGCUUGUGGGUGCAUAUGGAUGUACUUGGCCCAUCUGCGUUCGUCCGAGGAUGGUUCUCAUGUUCAUUAUAAUGCGUUCUAUGAUCCCACAAAACAUGCUCGUCCGCUGCGGCCUCCUGCUGCGUCAUUGGCUCCAACUCUUUGGCCGCAGUUUCAUUUGAGGUGGGCUUGUCCACAAGAAGCACAAGCAGGGGAAUUGGAAUCUAAGUGGCAUUUUAUGAGAAAAAGUUGUACAGAGAUGGCAAAGGCUAGGGAUAUGUCGGAUAUGAAGGCAAAAGAUCUUCAAGUUAAUCUUGAGUCUCUAGCAGCACAAUUGCAGAAGGAGAAGCAAUUAAGUAUUUCAGCAGUAGCUACAGCUAGAAGGGUGUACAGAGAGAACCUGGCCAUAAAGAAAGCAAUCGAGGCCCUUGGUUGUGAAGUACAUUUCUCAUGCAACAGAAGUAAUCAAUUGGACCGAGGAAAUAUUGUGCCAGACAUAAUAGAAGGCUUUACAUCCCCUCUAAGAUGGGACUCGGUCGACGGUAAAGAACACGACGAUAACGAUGAUCUGUGCGUCUCCAUCGUAGCCAGGGACGAGCAAUUGGUUUCUGAUAACCCAAUCAGCAGAGUAUGUGAAACACUGUGUCCAUACCGGACAAAAGAAGGUUGCAAGUGGCCCGAUGCGCUCUGUGCACAAUUUGGCAGCCAGUUCGUUGGCCUAAAGGCAAACUUCGACGCAUUUGACCGGCUUUCUAUUCGCGAUUGUUAUUUUGGAUCAGAAUAACUUAAUGAAUUCAUGGCUUCAGUUGUAAAGCAAUUAGAGCUGCUUUCCUAAAAUGGAUGGCUCCAGCUUAUAACUGUGCUUGGCUAGAAUUGACAGAGAUUACAGUAUUCUACAGUGUACAGGCGUGACUAAUGGACGUUGAAUGAAUUCUAUAGUAGCAAUGACAUAGAUAGAUAGCCUUGCAGGAUCGACAUUCUAGAGGGUGCAUUCUCUGGCUUGCCUAGCCUUAUUUUAACUCUGCAGGCAAGUGGAUCUGUAACAUGGUUCGACAUUUUAUGAUUCCAAUGUCUUAUCAGUUGAUUUGUUUGUAAAUAUGUUUAAUAAACUGUAUAUUUAUCUUGACAACACUCCAUAAUUGAGCGACCACCACAUACCAUUAUUAUUUCGUCUUUGUUGUCUGAUGACAAUGUCAUUGUUUUUCAAUAUAUUUCAUUAACUUGAAGCAA